CUCCAGAACCAACUAAACCCGCGAAGCAACAAGUCGAAGGCGGCGGCGGCGGCGGCAGAGGCGAUGGGGAGCGACACGGAGACGGAGAAGAAGAAGACCCCACUGGCGCUAGCGCCCAUCGCGAAGCCCCUCGCCGGCAAGAAGCUCUGCAAGCGGACCCUGAAGCUCGUGCGCCGAGCGUCGGAGGCCAAGUGCCUGAAGCGGGGAGUCAAAGAGGUGGUCAAGAGCAUCCGCCGUGGGAACAAAGGGCUUUGUGUGAUCGCUGGAAAUAUUUCUCCUAUUGAUGUGAUUACACAUGUUCCAAUACUUUGUGAGGAAGCUAAUGUUCCUUACAUAUAUGUUCCGUCGAAAGAGGAUCUUGCGACCGCGGGAACCACCAAGAGACCUACUUGUUGCGUCUUGGUUCAGACCAAACCAACCAAGGGGGAGCUCAGUGAAGAGGUGAAGGAGAAACUGAAGUCAGACUAUGACCAGGUUGUAACGGAAGUUGCCGAGGCUACAUCCGCAAUGUUCUGAGAACAAUUCCAGGACAGCAGUAUCUGAGAAUCAGGCGACUUCUUGGCGUAGUAUGCAGCAUGAUCCUGACAGCCUGCCCUACUUGUGUGAACUGCACCAAUAUGUUUUCCAGGGUAGCUGGAGCACUAUAAGUUGCUCGCCUAUGUAUUAUGGACUACCCUUGUUGGUCGUACAAUGAUUAGAUAAAAUUAGCCAAUUAUGAUGAUUUGGAUGAGCAGAUUAUCUUGUUUCCUGUGAAACUGCCAGAUCUUGGUAGCUCGUGCGUGCCUCUUGUUUCAGGUGUUGUGUUGAUGACUUGUCUCUAAAA
Molecule: messenger RNA, 823 nt
Organism: Setaria italica (foxtail millet)
Lineage: Eukaryota; Viridiplantae; Streptophyta; Magnoliopsida; Poales; Poaceae
Product: H/ACA ribonucleoprotein complex subunit 2-like protein
Exons: 4
Coding region: 64-516 (150 amino acids)
Biological process (GO): rRNA pseudouridine synthesis; snRNA pseudouridine synthesis
Cellular component (GO): nucleolus; box H/ACA snoRNP complex
Molecular function (GO): box H/ACA snoRNA binding
Source: RefSeq, a predicted model, not a curated record